This is a messenger RNA of Grammomys surdaster, 4431 nucleotides long. RefSeq names its product DLG associated protein 1 (gene Dlgap1). Bases 270 to 3248 code for a protein of 992 amino acids. Gene Ontology annotation, biological process: signaling. Gene Ontology annotation, cellular component: glutamatergic synapse; postsynaptic specialization. The record is from RefSeq and is a predicted model, not a curated record. The transcript is spliced from 13 exons. NCBI's taxonomy places the organism in Eukaryota, Metazoa, Chordata, Mammalia, Rodentia, Muridae. Gene Ontology annotation, molecular function: molecular adaptor activity.
GAGUGACAUCUGGUUUACGCUAUCAAGGACGGCAACCAUCUGAAGUCGGGGUCUCCUCCUGGUUGGAAGUGUGGAUAAAAUAAAAACUUGGAGAGUGAGCAUCAAAGGUUACAUCUGCUCUGGGAUUUGCUGAAUGUCACCUGAAGGCCCCUGUGUCUGCUUCAGAGAGCUCCUGUUGAAUGACAAAGACGAUAAGAGCAGUCUUUGCCCAAGACGGGUCUGGAACUUAACAGGGUUCCCAUGACCCCUGUGAUUGCUUCCAGUCAGCAAUGAAAGGGUUAUCGGGUAGCCGCAGCCACCACCAUGGGAUCACCUGCGAAUCAGCCUGUGACUCCUUGUCACACCACUCAGACCACAAGCCGUACCUGCUGAGCCCAGUAGACCACCACCCUGCGGACCAUCCAUAUUACACCCAGCGGAAUUCUUUCCAGGCCGAGUGCGUGGGGCCCUUCAGCGACCCGCUAGCCAGCAGCACCUUCCCGCGCAGGCACUACACCUCGCAGCAGGAGCUGAAGGACGAGAGUGCCCUGGUGCCACGCACACUGGCCACCAAGGCGAAUCGCCUCCCCACCAACCUGCUGGAUCAGUUUGAGAGGCAGCUGCCCCUCAGCCGGGAUGGCUAUCACACGCUACAGUACAAGCGCACCGCUGUGGAGCAUCGCAGCGAUAGCCCCGGCCGCAUCCGUCACCUGGUCCACUCGGUCCAGAAGCUCUUCACCAAGUCUCAUUCCCUGGAGGGGCCAUCCAAAGGCAGCGUCAACGGGGGCAAGGCUAGCCCGGACGAGUCGCAAACUGUGAGAUAUGGCAAACGCAGCAAGAGCAAGGAGAGGCGAUCAGAGUCCAAGGCUAGAUCCAAUGCCUCUAAUGCCUCCCCUACCUCUCCCAGCUGGUGGAGCUCGGAUGACAACCUGGAUGGCGACAUGUGCCUCUACCACACGCCGUCGGGUGUGAUGACCAUGGGCAGGUGCCCUGACCGCUCUGCUUCGCAGUAUUUCAUGGAAGCCUACAACACCAUCAGCGAGCAGGCAGUGAAAGCUUCCCGGAGUAACAAUGACAUCAAGUGCUCUACCUGUGCUAACCUGCCAGUCACGCUGGAUGCCCCACUUCUGAAGAAGAGUGCCUGGUCCUCCACUCUCACCGUGAGCAGAGCCCGAGAGGUUUAUCAGAAAGCCUCGGUGAACAUGGAUCAGGCCAUGGUGAAGUCCGAGGCUUGUCAACAAGAGAGGUCCUGCCAGUACUUACAGGUUCCCCAGGAUGAAUGGACAGGGUACACACCUCGCGGGAAAGACGACGAGAUCCCGUGCCGGAGGAUGCGCAGUGGUAGCUACAUCAAAGCCAUGGGGGAUGAGGACAGCGGGGACUCGGACACGAGCCCCAAGCCAUCUCCCAAGGUGGCUGCAAGAAGAGAAAGCUAUCUUAAGGCCACUCAGCCAUCCCUUACAGAGCUCACCACCCUCAAGAUCUCCAAUGAACACUCCCCCAAACUCCAGAUCCGGAGUCACAGCUACCUGAGGGCAGUAAGUGAAGUCUCCAUCAACAGAAGCCUGGACAGCCUGGACCCUGCAGGCUUGCUCACAUCACCAAAGUUCCGCUCCAGAAACGAGAGCUACAUGCGAGCCAUGAGCACCAUAAGCCAGGUGAGCGAGAUGGAGGUGAACGGACAGUUCGAAUCCGUGUGUGAGUCUGUGUUCAGCGAGCUGGAGUCACAGGCAGUGGAAGCUCUGGACCUGCCUAUGCCUGGCUGCUUCCGUAUGCGGAGCCAUAGCUAUGUGAGGGCCAUCGAGAAGGGCUGCUCCCAGGAUGAUGAGUGCGUGUCGCUGAGGUCGUCCUCCCCUCCACGCACAACCACCACCGUGAGGACCAUCCAGAGCAGCACAGGUGUCAUAAAACUGAGUUCUGCCGUUGAAGUGUCAUCUUGCAUUACAACAUAUAAGAAGACACCACCUCCAGUCCCACCCAGAACUACCACGAAACCUUUCAUUUCUAUCACAGCGCAGAGUAGCACAGAGUCCGCGCAGGAUGCCUACAUGGACGGGCAGGGCCAGCGCGGAGACAUGAUCAGCCAGUCUGGCCUCAGCAACUCCACCGAAAGUCUGGACAGUAUGAAGGCUCUCACGGCUGCCAUUGAGGCUGCAAACGCCCAGAUCCACGGCCCGGCAAGUCAACACAUGGGCAGCAAUGCCGCUGCUGUCACCACCACCACCACCAUAGCCACUGUCACCACCGAGGAUAGGAAGAAAGACUUUAAGAAAAACAGAUGCCUAUCUAUUGGGAUACAGGUGGAUGAUGCCGAAGAGCCGGAGAAAAUGGCAGAGAGUAAGGCGCCCAGUAAAUUCCAGUCCGUGGGAGUGCAAGUAGAAGAGGAGAAGUGCUUCCGCAGGUUCACUCGGUCCAACAGUGUGACAACUGCAGUACAGGCUGACCUGGACUUCCAUGAUAAUCUGGAAAAUUCUCUGGAGUCUAUAGAGGACAAUUCGUGUCCCGGCCCCAUGGCCAGACAGUUCUCACGGGAUGCUAGCACCUCUACUGUCAGUAUCCAGGGUUCAGGAAACCACUAUCAUGCCUGUGCAGCUGACGACGACUUUGACACAGAUUUUGACCCCUCUAUCCUGCCUCCUCCGGACCCCUGGAUUGAUUCUAUCACAGAAGACCCUCUGGAGGCCGUUCAAAGAUCCGUGUGCCACCGGGACGGCCACUGGUUCCUGAAGCUUCUCCAGGCGGAGCGAGACCGCAUGGAAGGGUGGUGUAAGCAAAUGGAGAGAGAAGAGAGGGAGAACAACCUCCCCGAGGACAUUCUAGGGAAAAUCCGAACCGCGGUGGGCAGUGCCCAACUUCUCAUGGCGCAGAAAUUCUACCAGUUCAGAGAACUGUGUGAAGAGAACCUGAAUCCCAAUGCUCACCCGAGACCCACUUCCCAGGAUUUGGCGGGGUUUUGGGACAUGCUGCAGUUGUCCAUAGAAAAUAUUAGUAUGAAAUUUGAUGAACUUCAUCAGUUAAAGGCCAAUAAUUGGAAACAGAUGGAUCCUCUUGACAAGAAGGAGCGAAGGGCCCCUCCUCCAGUGCCAAAGAAGCCGGCGAAGGGCCCCGCGCCGCUGAUCCGGGAGCGCUCGCUGGAGAGCUCGCAGCGCCAGGAGGCCCGCAAGCGCCUGAUGGCCGCCAAGCGCGCCGCGUCGGUCCGCCAGAACUCGGCCACCGAGAGCGCCGAAAGCAUCGAGAUCUACAUCCCCGAGGCGCAGACCCGGCUCUGAGCGCCGCCAAGGACCGUCCCGCAUCCCUGUCCUCGGCCGCCUCCCCGCCCCCUCCGUCUCUGAGCUCAGUGACCGCCACCAUCGUGGCAUAGUUGUCCACCUCGCAGGAGCCGUCCCCAGGCCGCCCCGCUUCCUGGACCACUUUGCCCAUCUUCUCCACCGAGCUUCGCUCCCCCGUCCUGAAGCCUCAUGCAGACAUUCAAACCCUUUAUUUUCUGGGCCAAGCAAACCCACCUGUGUAGAAAAAACGACACCUGUAGGUCACUCACCCUCCUCAGUUCUCUCAAGCUAGUGUGUCCCUAGAACUCAGCAAUAUAAAACCAUAGGGUAUUUCAGAAACCCAGUAUCACAUAGGGUGAUCUUUUGGGACUUACCGUCUUCCACGUGAAAGAAACGAGGGCUCCGACUCCCUUUGUUUGCCCCCCCCAAACGGUUAUUUUUUUACAAGCAGAGAGCGCUUUAUUUCUAAUCUCAGAAAUCACACCAUCUAAUUAGAAUCAAGGUGACACAGAGUGGGGACCAAGCUGGCCUAAGGUUGGGGGCCUGGGUGUGUAGGAGAGGAGGGCGGAGCGCGCAGGUAUAUGCAUCUGUGCCCUCGCAGCUGUACAAACUGCCUCACUGGUACUUCAUCAACCACAGCUUCAAAUGUUUCAAUCAGCAGAAGAUUGUAAAUUCGAUCUUUCAGGGAAAUCAAUCUAUUCUGAAAGGCAAUAAAAUGAAGCAAGUUAAGGCAAAAGGGAACACCGGUGGUUUAAGAUCCUCUAUAAAGAAUCCAUUUAUUUAUCUUAAGAAAAUUUUAGACCUGAAAUUUUUUUUAAUUAACUUUUCUUGUACUCUGUGUAUUAUAAUAUCAUAGCAAUGGUUUUUAAAUGGGAGGGUGGGAAAGAGUUGGUUCUGUUAGUUCAGCGUCCAUCCUGGUGGGGUCACUUAGGAUUUCACGCACGGAAGAACGUUUCUGCUUCUGAGGGGCGGCAAGGCCAUUUCCAGAGGAGAGUUCAGGUUCUCCCGCCACCCGUUGAAUGCCACACAUCCGUCUAGUCUAGUUCAGCCCAGCCCUUCGCAGUUCGGGGGUGUUUUUCUCCUUUGGACUCCUCUCACUCCAAUACAGAGUUCACCUGUUCCCCAGCACAGGAUUUUGUUCUAUGUCAAAUGAAUAAAAUAAAAGGUUUUCUACCCCAGUUGA